This is a messenger RNA of Glarea lozoyensis ATCC 20868, 2145 nucleotides long. Its product is annotated as Zn2/Cys6 DNA-binding protein. The coding region runs from base 1 to 2145 and encodes 714 amino acids. The record is from RefSeq and is a predicted model, not a curated record. Gene Ontology annotation, molecular function: zinc ion binding; sequence-specific DNA binding; DNA-binding transcription factor activity, RNA polymerase II-specific. Gene Ontology annotation, biological process: positive regulation of transcription by RNA polymerase II; DNA-templated transcription. The transcript has 7 exons. NCBI's taxonomy places the organism in Eukaryota, Fungi, Ascomycota, Leotiomycetes, Helotiales, Helotiaceae.
AUGGACGAAGUAGACCUCAACACCCCACCGCCAGCUUCAAGCCCAGACGAUGAUGCAAUAUCACCGAGCCAUACGAGUAAACCUGCCAGAAGAUCGAGGGUUUCUUUGGCUUGUCAAAGAUGUAAAAGACGUAAACAGAAGUGCAAUGGUGACCAGCCAUCCUGUGGUCGAUGUAUCAAGUUGAACUUAGAAUGUCACUAUGUGAUGCCAAUCAACCAAAAGCCGGGCCAGGCCAAAAUAUACAUCAAGGCGUUAGAAGACCGGGUAGCUGAAUUGGAGAUGCUCUUGACGAGAGGGGGAGAUACUACUGUAUCUCAUGACCACUGGAACGAUCGUCCAGACGGAUCCGACCAUACCGAAGAAAGUGACAUUCAACCUCUCCUUAACGCAGUCCGUGACCUAUCCUUGGAUGUGGCAGGUUCAUACGUAGGUGGAGCAUCAACCAUCACUCUUGGAAGAGCCUUGGAAUCGGCUUUAGCUGGCAAGACAACUCUCAAUUUGCCGCCUGGAAGCUACGAUAGAGCAUACAAUAUGGGCAGAGGGUCCCUUACAGUAAGCGAUGUGAGCUCUCUGCCUGGUGUGCAAGACGUAAGCGUCAGUCACCUUGACCAGGAGCAGGCAGAUGGCAUGGUACACGCGUAUCUCGGCCAUCUGUAUACAAACUUUCCUAUAAUGUAUUCAUACGAUGUUCUAGAUCUGCACAAGCGACGUCACGUACUGACGGAUGUUUAUGAGGAGAGCAUUCUACAUCUCAUAUAUGGACUCGGAGGACAUUUCUUAGAAAAGACAGGGGAUACCACAGGCGCAUACUCACCAGAAAGACACUACGAAAUUGCGCUAGACAAUCGUGAAGCCAUCUUACGGCUGGGUGAUACUCGAUCCCUUACCUAUCUACUCCUCUUGUCUCAACAUUGUCUGAGAAUGCCAAAAGACCCUGGUGCUUGGACUUUCGUUGGCCUGGCUAUGAGAAUGUGCGUUGAGUUGGGGCUCCAUCGACGCCGUCAAUCAUCACGUUUGUCCCUGAGGUCAGAGCUGAACAAGCGCAUCUUCUGGGCAUGUUAUUACUGGGAUAGAGAUAUCUCAAUUGCCCUAGGUCGUCCACCCUCGAUUUCCGAUCACGAUAUUGAUGUCGAGUUACCGCUGGAUGUUGACGAGGCAAAUCGUAGUGUGGAUGCGUUGCGACUUGCUUCAGAAGCAGACAAGUCAAUUCCCGUCCUCCCGGAAACCACCAUGACAUGUUACAUUCAUCUUCUUCGACUGAAGAGAAUAGAUUCGGAUAUUCAACACUUGAUUUACCGAGUCGAUACUAAAAUAUCCUCUCAAGAUAUCUAUAGGAUAACUGAUGUGUGUCUGGAUCGACUUUUGGCCUGGAAAAGCGCCAUCCCCCAACAAAGUACUCAGGUAGCUCCAAGUGAUCGCCACAAUUUCAGGGGCGACGAAUACCACAGUUAUGACUCCUAUAUGGCUUCAUACCACAAAAGCGUUCGGCUUUUGCUUCAGCCCCGUUUAUACGAGAAGCAGAUCAACCCGCGAUAUCUCGAAAUUUGCGCUGAGUCUUGUAGAGGAGUUUGUGAAACCUACAAACGAAUUCAUUACCGAAUCCCAUUAGUCUUUACAUCUGUUUCGCUCCAAACGGUAUUUCUUGCAGGUCUGACACUUGUGUACUGCAUGUGGCAUGACUUCUCAAGUAGCAAUGGCUUCAAAAGUGUCGGUGCACUUACCGACUGUAGCAUCAUUCUAUACGUGAUGACUGAAAAAUGGCCAGCUGGGAGAAAGUAUCGAGAUCUGUUCGAGUCUGUAAAACAAUCUGUACUCGAUGCCAUCUCAGAAGAAAAACACAUUCCAGGAACCGCUGUGCCAUCUUUGAAAGACGAGAUGCAGUUGAACACACAAGGUCUACACGUAAAUCCUGAUACCGAGGGUAUCCGCGAAGACUUGGAGCAAAUGAUCGGUGACAUGACUGGCGAGCAAAUAACACUAUGGGACGAUGUUGACAUGACCCUAGGGGGGGGUCUUGAGCCAGAUUUCACUAUACCUAUCGAGGGCUCUUUGUCUUCACAGGCUGGUACGCUUUGGGAAGUGCCAGAAAAUGGUGGUUGGUUUGAUAAUCCAUACACAGAUACAAAUCAUAUCCUUGGUUCGUAG